Messenger RNA from Candoia aspera, 564 nucleotides. Its product is annotated as interferon alpha-21-like. Gene Ontology annotation, cellular component: extracellular region. Gene Ontology annotation, molecular function: cytokine receptor binding. The transcript has a single exon. Gene Ontology annotation, biological process: defense response. The record is from RefSeq and is a predicted model, not a curated record. NCBI's taxonomy places the organism in Eukaryota, Metazoa, Chordata, Lepidosauria, Squamata, Candoiidae. Bases 1 to 564 code for a protein of 187 amino acids.
AUGGUCUCGGGUUGUCUCCAGCACAUUGUCCUGGUGCUUUUGUUUUCAUCUGGAAUCGUAAGUCUGGACUGCAAUGAUAUUGUGAAAUCCCAGCAAGGUGCAAUUGCGGACAUCAGAAAGCUUCUGGAAGCAGUGGGAACACAAGUGAUUUCUUGGGAAUGCUUCCAUAAAAUUCCAGACUUUGACUUCCCAGUGGGAAAAGAUAUUGGGUCCAUUAAAGAGGAUACAAGAGCAACCAUUGGCCUGAUGCUGGAGCAGAUCUGUAUAAUAUUUUGGCAUAACUUCACUAAAGCUGAAUGGAACAUGACAGUUGUUGAACUUUUCCAAAUAGCUCUGGAUCAGCACAUUGUACAGUGGGAGACGUGCUCUGUUACAGAGACUGGAGAAAAAAUAAAAUUUAAAGAUAUCCGUACAAAACUAAAAUUGAAGAAAUACUUUUUAAGGUUACACAGGUUCCUAAAGGAUAAGGAAUACAGCCCUUGUGCCUGGGACACUGUACGACAGGAAAUUUUGGGCAUCAGUUUUGUAUUCCUUGACCAACUUUUGAGAACUCUUCAAAGCUAA